This is a messenger RNA of Nematocida homosporus, 750 nucleotides long. RefSeq names its product small subunit ribosomal protein SAe. The record is from RefSeq and is a predicted model, not a curated record. Bases 1 to 750 code for a protein of 249 amino acids. Lineage: Eukaryota; Fungi; Microsporidia. Gene Ontology annotation, molecular function: structural constituent of ribosome. The transcript has a single exon. Gene Ontology annotation, cellular component: ribosome; 90S preribosome; cytosolic small ribosomal subunit. Gene Ontology annotation, biological process: ribosomal small subunit assembly; cytoplasmic translation.
AUGAGAGUUACUAUUCCAAUUCCGACUGAUUAUGCAAAGUUAAUGAUUGCUUCAACUUGCCAUUUAGGAGGCCAAAGUUUAACACAUAAAAUGUCUGAAUAUGCUUAUAGCAGAAGAUCAGAUAAAGUUUGGGUCUUUGAUUUACAGAAGACUUGGGAUAAGUUAGUUUUAGCCGCUCAGAUUAUAGUUAGUUAUAAGAACAGAGGAGAUAUCGUAGUAGUUAGUAGUAAAAAGUUUGGACAUAAACCGGCUACUAUGUUUGCCAGAGCUAUUGGUGCUACGCCUGUAACGGGUAAUUUUGUACCUGGUACGUUUACUAAUCGGUCUACUAAGGCUAUUACUGAGCCUCGUUUGAUUAUUACUACUGAUCCGUUUACUGAUAAGCAGACUAUUUGUGAAGCAUCUUACAUUAAUGUGCCUUGCAUUUCCUUGGCUAAUACUGAUAAUCAGAUAGAACUUAUUGAUUGUGUUAUUCCUUGUAACAACAGAUCACCUCCGGCGAUUGGAGCGAUGUUCUUUAUUUUAGGGCAGUUAGUGCGGUAUAUGGAAGGAAGUGUGGAGUUAAGUGAUGAGAUUAGGUUGAAGGCUGAUGCUUAUUUCUACCGGGAUCCAUCGGAGAUAGAGAGUGCUUUGGCUGAGGCUGAGAAAGUGCAGGAGGAAGAGAAUGAUUCUGGGUACGAAGAAGAGGAGGAGGAGACUAAGUGGGAAGAGGCUCCAGAAGGAGAUGAGGAGGACUGGGCUGGUAAGUAG